Myzus persicae (green peach aphid) is the source of this 2254-nucleotide messenger RNA. RefSeq names its product E3 ubiquitin-protein ligase TRIM33-like. The transcript is spliced from 16 exons. NCBI's taxonomy places the organism in Eukaryota, Metazoa, Arthropoda, Insecta, Hemiptera, Aphididae. Gene Ontology annotation, biological process: chromatin remodeling. The record is from RefSeq and is a predicted model, not a curated record. Bases 357 to 2111 code for a protein of 584 amino acids. Gene Ontology annotation, cellular component: RSC-type complex. Gene Ontology annotation, molecular function: protein binding; zinc ion binding.
GAUUUGUAUUUAGUACCGACUUAUGUGAUAUGGAAUACGAUUUGCAAUGGUUUUUUGCUAUGUAAUUUACCCUAUGGCAAUUCAUAGUGAUUUAUCUGGUGAAAUAAUUAUGAAAUAAAUUUAUUAUUCGUUCCAUGGGAAUAUAAUUCAAUAUUGAGGAAAUCCCGAAUCCAUACAUUUUAAACAACACACUGAAUAUUAUUGCAAAUGCUGAUUCUUCGUUGUAGAAUUUUGUACUUCUGGUUAACUACAUAGGAAUUGGACCCGGGUGAUACGAUAAAACCUCUAAAUGGCGGACACUCUCGAGACCCAAAACAUUUUUCUCCAUUGUGAAAAUUGAAUAAAAUUUUGGAAUAAUGAAUUCAAAUGAUGCUAACAUUGAGAAAGUUGACCUUUGGUCAACAGGAAAAUGUAUAUUUUGUAGUGGAAAAAUAGAAGAAGAUUCGAAUGUCCUAAAUUGUCUUCAUAUUAUUUGUAAAGAUUGCACAAUGAGAAAAAGUACUAAUUUAGGUGUACAGUGUAAAUGUAAAAUGGUGACUACGGGUGAACUCAUUGAUUACUCAAUUAUGCCACCAAAUAAAACACGAGUUAAGCUAUGCUGUGAACAAAAUUGUAAAGUCUUAGCAAGAAAAAUCUGCAUGUAUUGCAAAAGUGUGUAUUGUAAACCAUGUUCAAAGACACAUCCAAUUAAGAAUGAAGAUCAUAACCCUAUCUUAAUGAUGACUUAUCCAUUAAAAAAAGAAUUUCUUUUUUGCCCAGAAUGUAAGGAAAAAUGUGUAGAAGUAUUUUGUACAAGCUGUUCAAUAAUGAUUUGUCCUCUUUGUCAUUUAAACUUUCACCAGCCACAUAAUUUUAAACUUCUUUCCAUAAUGGGCGUUGAAACCAAGAGAGAAUUUCAAUCAUUACUCUGUGAUAUAAGAAAAGAUAACCAUCGUUUGGAUUCUUUGAUUCUAAUGUCAAAUGAAAAUAUUGAGAAAUUAAAAUCUGAGAAGAGAACAAUUAAUGAGAAAGUUGAUAAAACUAUCAAUAUGUUACUCGAAGAAGUUAAUAAACGCUCACUUGAGAUAAAAAAAAUACUUGAAACAAAUUUCACAGAUGCUGUUAAUAGAAUUAAUGAGAAUAAAGAGGUUCUUAAUGGUUUAAUAAAAGAAAAUACAUAUUAUCAUGAUGUAACAAGUUCUGUUAUAAAUAAUAAUAAAACAUUUCAAUCCAUACAACUUUCUAAAAUUAUCAAGAAUCAAAUGAACAUUGCUAGGAGCCAUACCAAAGACAUGCCUGAAGUUACAGAAAUUUCUAAAGCUGAAUUGGUAUAUGAUGAUGAACAAUCUGCAAAAAAAUGUGUAGAAUCAAUUCGAGGAUUGGGAAAUAUUAGUUUAUCAACAAUUGUUGAUCUAUCAGAUUUUAAAGUCACAGUUGACCCAAAUAUUGCUCUACGAGCACUUGAAAAUAAUGAAUCUUCCUAUUUAAGACCUGAUGAACCAGUGUUUCUACUACCUAGUGUAAUCAAGGUAGAAAAAGAAAAUAAUGAAAUGAUAGAUGAAGAUUCUGACAGUUCAGACUUUGAACCGCUUGUAAGUUGUGCUUGUUGUAAUCAAUGGACUGAAGAAUUAAUAAGUUGCAUUUGCUGUAAUCGGUUUUAUCAUAAUGAUUGUCAUAUGCCUCCACUACCUAAUGAGCUUAGACCUAAAGAUCCAUCAAUAUUAAGGUGGAAGUGCACGUUAUGUCAGGAAAUUUCAGCACUAUACCAUAUCACAACCCGUAAUGAUUCCAUAAAUAGUUCUGAAAAGAAACUUCUUGAACGGAUACUGAUGGAGCUGUACUGUCAGAACGAGGAUAGUGAGCAUUACAGAGAUUGUUUGAAUAGAGAGAGAUAUCCACAGUUUUAUGAAAAAGUUAAAGAUCCUAUAUCAUUGAAUAAUAUAAAAGAGCGGUUAGAAUCUAAUCCAUCAUAUUACACAGCAGUUGUUGAUGUUAUUAAGGAUUUAAGAAAAGUGUUUCGGGAUGGAAAAUUGUACUAUGAGAAUAGUCAUCCAUAUUAUAAGUCUGCAGAGGAACUUGAGAUUUCUUUGAACAGAAUGAUAUCUUCAUGGAUGCCAAAACUCUAUGUAUAACAAUUCUACUUAAUAUUAAUUACAAUAUAAGACAAAUUGUAUGAAACUACUGUAUUAACCCACUAUGGUUUUAUUUUAAUGUUUAACAGUGUAUUUUUGUUGUUAUAUAAACAUAAUGAAAAGUUUAGGUUAUAUGAUGUUAA